Messenger RNA from Rhizoctonia solani, 798 nucleotides. RefSeq lists its product as uncharacterized. Lineage: Eukaryota; Fungi; Basidiomycota; Agaricomycetes; Cantharellales; Ceratobasidiaceae. The record is from RefSeq and is a predicted model, not a curated record. The coding region runs from base 1 to 798 and encodes 265 amino acids. The transcript has 5 exons.
AUGUCUCAGCGAUGGCUGCUUAUCCUUCAGUUUUGGCUAACUGUGUUUAGGCUUAUAAACGCUGUAUGCGGAUCGGUCCUUGUUGUUUAUCAAAUGCAAUUUUUGGACAGUUGGAGGCGCAAUCCUCCUAGACAAGUUCAAAGCUAUGUCAAAGUCCCUACGAACAUCAACUUCAGCGUCUUCACUAUCCUGUCACUGCAACUGGUCGAAGUUGGCGCAUUCGUACUUCCAAACAAUACUUUGGCUACUGCGGCACUCCGUGUAUCACGCAAGCCUGGUUACGCAUAUAUGCGAGAUUGGAAGGCGUUCAGUAGGAUCGAUACAGAACAUCUAACAGAUCGAUAUAGGGAUUUAUGUACGUAUAUUGAUGAUUACCGGGAAAGCACUGUGCUCGAUGCCAUUGGAUCCAUCGGUGGUUUAUUCGCGCUACUUCAAGCGGCCCACAUACUUCUGUUUGGAAGGCCAAUGUUGUGGAGCUUAACUGGUGCAAAGCUCAUUACUCCAUUCGGACUUUUCGGAUAUGACACAUCAAAUAACUCGGAUGCAUUUCUGGUCGGAGAUUUCCUGCGUGAUUUUGUGAUUGACCUUGGGCCGGCCGGCUCAAAUGAUAAGCUGCCUAUAAGGGACACAUUGAUAGAACGUUCCCCAUCAGUUUUCCCAAGUGACAAGAUGUCUAACACAUACACUCAAGUGUCACUUAUGCCACUCGAGGUUCGACAAACACCCAGUUUUGAAAACAGCCUUGAUAUUAAUGAAUUGGCGACUGGUGCUCGUGAGAGGCUUGAAAGUACUGUUUGA